CCGAGACCGUUUGGUCUCACUGCGCGAGAGAUUAUCGCCCUCCGGGAAUCGGGCCAACUCCACAGGCUUCUUUGUAUUACUGAAGAUGAAAUCAACGACAAAAGCAAGUCCAACGUGUUUGUCAAGGCGAUUGCAGCCACGAAUCCUCUGGAUGCUUAUGCAAGAAUUUGUUCCAACAGAGCGAAGCCUGGCUCUCGCACAGCUUGAGAUAGCUCUGACAGCUUUUUCCGUCUGCGCCGUGGUUAUUUACAUCCUGAAUUGAUGGAAGCUGAAGGACGUUAGGACUCGUACAUACUUCAUGACCGUCCCCGGUAACGCAACAGGGGACGUUGUACGAGCCCCCCAGGAUCAGUGGUCAAUCUCGAAAGCACUUGGUGUGAUUCUCAUUAAGUACAAUUUGGGAGGCCCUAUUCUAAACGACCAUUUGGACCCUCGUGGCUAUAUUUUUUCAAUGGUUUGGGGGACUUAUGUUUGGUUGUUUAACAUUUGGCCUCAUGCACGUCGCUGCAUGGUACUUCGAUUUUUCAAGUCCUUUGGAAACAGCCCUUUGGCGAGUGGCCAGUUUCUGGUGUACUGUAUUUGCAUUCUUUGCAUUUAUUGCCAGAGUUGCUUUACUAUACGUCACUGUACCAAUUUCUCAAUUCCCACACAUCACUCAAGAUAGAGCUUAUUAGCUCCACGCUGCUACGUAUAUAUAUGUCCUCAAGUCCUUGAAUUGCAGGGCCAGCUGCUAGUGUCAAUAAAUCUCCAAUCUAACGUUUUGUUGUAGUCGUAGUUCGUCCAAAUGCUCAGUUUGAUACCAG
Hyaloscypha bicolor E is the source of this 803-nucleotide messenger RNA. RefSeq lists its product as uncharacterized. The coding region runs from base 299 to 664 and encodes 121 amino acids. Lineage: Eukaryota; Fungi; Ascomycota; Leotiomycetes; Helotiales; Hyaloscyphaceae. The record is from RefSeq and is a predicted model, not a curated record. The transcript has a single exon.